AUGGCCUACAACCCAACUGCGCUUGGGCAAUCAACGGAACCCCUUGUGCACGAUGUUUCGGGCGAGAUUUGGCAUCCCUUGUGGCAGCAGGAAUGCGCCUUUGGACCAGACAUUUUUGAGGAUGUCAUGAUGAAUCUGGUCAAGAACCCCAAUAUCAACUCGUCAUGGCUCUUCCGCGCGGACAUCCUCCACGAUUCGGACCCUGCCUGGACACCUGCCCCUCCUCCCACAUCUGACUCCCCGGACGAGGACGCCGCACAAGCUGUGCAGCAGCCCGUCCCUGUUACCUUCAGGGAUUUUCACAACAACCGCGUUCUUGUGCGUAGAUUGAUCCCGCGCAACACUCGCCGGGACGACCCCCUGGAGCAGACAUGCGUCUUCGCUUCCUGUACCCCAGAUGCUACUAAGACCAGGUCCCUGGUUGUCUACCUUCCCCACGUGUCCUCUCCCGACGACCUUCCCUUCUAUCACCCCAAGGUCCGGGGUGUCGCGCAUCUUCACGAGUGGGACGCUGCGUGCGCCGUGGGAACGGUCUCUAUUCACUACCUGUUUUACGACGAGGCCGACUUCGCCCUAGACAAACUGGUGCGGACCGCCCGCAUGUUGCUGCAGGCGCUCUGGAAGCACGGCCAGGGGCGGGUUCAAGGGUACACCAAGCGAGUGCACCACGACGUUGUCAUCCCACAGGCGCGGUUCCAGAACCGCUACACGGAGCUCAAACUCAAGUAUGCCAAGGACUUGGUGGAGAAUUGGGCUGAGACGACUGACCCUUCAAAACAUGUUUUUGAGGAUUUAGGCAUUGCUGCUUUUCUGAUCGAGCUCUGGGCAGAGAUGUAUAGGGACCAGCCGUUCCCUGGGUUCGUGGACAUUGGCUGCGGCAACGGUCUGUUGGUAUGUCUUCUGAUAAAAGAAGGCUAUGCUGGAUGGGGUUUCGAUGCCAGAGCGAGAAAGUCAUGGGCAAAGUACAACUCUGUCCAGGAUGGACGAGACUCCCUCCAGGCCUUGGUUCUUCUCCCAGAUAUCGUUUCCAGGCCAUCCUACGCUGACGGCGAGGAGCCUGUUCUGGACUUGACAAAGAUCCACAACGGAACUUUCCCCAAGGGCACUUUCAUCGUCUCAAACCACGCGGACGAGCUGACGCCGUGGACACCGAUCCUUGCGACACUCUCUGAGAGUCCCUUCAUCAUGAUCCCUUGCUGCAGCCACGCGUUGGGCGGCCAAAAGUACCGCCCGCCUCCUCCGCGUGACAAGACCAAGUCGCAGUCGACGUACGCCUCGCUGGUCGACUGGGCCGCGCAAAUCGCCGAGGACUGUGGUUGGGUUGUCGAGACGGAGAUGUUACGCAUCCCGAGUACACGCAACACCGCCAUGUUAGGGCGCAAGCGAACGCGGGAUGUCGAAGAGGUGGCCAUUGACGGGGUGUUGGCCAAACAUGGUGGGACGGAGGGAUAUUUUGAAAGCGCGGCUAAGUUGACCAAGACUGAAAAGGGGCAUUAG
Messenger RNA from Colletotrichum spaethianum, 1497 nucleotides. RefSeq names its product tRNA (uracil(54)-C(5))-methyltransferase. Gene Ontology annotation, biological process: tRNA methylation. The record is from RefSeq and is a predicted model, not a curated record. Gene Ontology annotation, molecular function: tRNA (uridine) methyltransferase activity. NCBI's taxonomy places the organism in Eukaryota, Fungi, Ascomycota, Sordariomycetes, Glomerellales, Glomerellaceae. The transcript has a single exon. Bases 1 to 1497 code for a protein of 498 amino acids.